Messenger RNA from Boeremia exigua, 675 nucleotides. RefSeq lists its product as uncharacterized. NCBI's taxonomy places the organism in Eukaryota, Fungi, Ascomycota, Dothideomycetes, Pleosporales, Didymellaceae. The transcript has a single exon. Bases 1 to 675 code for a protein of 224 amino acids. The record is from RefSeq and is a predicted model, not a curated record.
AUGAUCAAAUGCACGUUUCGUCCGUUUCCGCGGCUCCCAACAGAGAUUCGCCUUCGCAUUUGGGAAAUGACGGUUGAACCUCGUACUGUCGAGCUUUACUGCAAUCACAUGAGUGUCUACCCUCAGGUCUUUGAAAAAAUCUCACCAUCUUCCGCACCAGCACCGCUUCAUGCAUGUCGAGAAAGCCGGGGCCAUCUUUCUGGAUCAUAUCAGCAAAUCUUUCUCGAGGAUGCAGUCCACCGUGGCGUAUUGAAUACCGACGCGCAGCAGUAUCUUUGGCUAAAUUGGGACGUUGACAUGAUCUCUAUCGGGACGUCUCUACUGUCUUGCUUUGGGUCAAUUGCGCCGCUGAUAAGGAAGCUCAAAAUUGAGCGCGACAAUACAGAAGAGUACUGGUGCCGCUUCGAAUCUCAGGAACUCCUGAACUUCAAGCAUGUGGAGACGAUCCAUGUAGUAUGCCUGGGCGGCGACCAUGAGGAUUGGCAUGCGGCUUCAGUGGAGUAUCCCUGGCUUUGCGGUCCCGAGAACGUCUUUAUAGUGGAUCAAAACGGGAUCAUGCGACUUACGGACGUGGAAGACAAGUGCGACCGAAAGUUUGAGGCAGCCGCUCGAGUGGAAGAUCCAAGUUCUCAAGUGACAUUUCGCAAUGGUGAUCCUAUUUACCCAGAUAAUUGA